AUGAAAGAUCCAAGUCACUACAAGUAAAUUUAUUAUAGUAUUAUUUCCUCACCAAAAAAAGGUACUAUUCGGCCCUAGAGUGUGUCUGGUGUAGAUUCUCGGCUUGUGUCGGAUUUAAGAAGUGUGCUUCGUGUUGGAAGAUUAAAAGGUUGUUUGUCCAGGAGCUACGAGAACAAGAAAUAUGACGACUUUUGCCACUUGUUUUCCGUGGCUGUGCAACAAAAAAUAAUAUAAUAAACAAUAAUCAAAUAAAGAACUUAACAUCGUCACAAGCUUUGAAGCUUUUUGAAAAUUUGCGUAUCGUUUACGACCGUACAUAUGUAUGUCGUUUAGUCGACUACCCCCUACAGGCCAAAACGGAGAAAAUAAACAAAUUUUGUUUUUAAAAUAUAGGUUUUUUAAUCUUUGAUUUUAAUCAGCGUUGUAUGAGCGGGUUUAAAUGAUUUAAGAAGUGCUUAUUUAAGUUUGUAGGAGAAAUAUUCCUCCAGAGCGUACAAUUGUACAAUUCGUACACUAAUCUUUUAAUGGUUGUAUUCCACUAGCAAAAAAAACAACAAUAAAUUUGUGUUGAUGUUGUUUGUUUGCCAGAGUUUCUUUCAUUUCUUGGCUUCCGGGCUGCGAACUACAAACCAAUCCACGCAACGGAAUUUAUUUAAAGCCCGAAAAAAUUAAUUAAGAACCUUUAGAAAUUACAUGCAGCUACAUAUGUAUAAACUAUAUAUAUACAUUUUAACACAGCCUUUCGUUAAAUUAUAGUACACGCACACAAAUAGUACAUAGCAAACAAGAGAACAACAGCAGGCGGCAGGGUGAAAUGGAGUGCCGCGCUUGAGUGCCUGCUGAUUGACAUAUGUAUGGCAGGAGAAAAUUGAAGAUUUGCGCGGACCACGCAAAAAUUCACAUGUGUACAUGGAGAUUGCCGAGUCCAUGAAGGAGGCUGGGCUUGAGCUUGGAUGGGGCGAGAUAAGGACAAAGCUCGAGAACAUGACCAAAAAAUACAGGAUUGAAAAAAAUAAAAUUGGAACGAGCGGGGGUGCUCCAUCUGGGUGGCAACAUUACGAUAAAUUAGACUCAUUUCUGGGGUGCUACCGGAUAAACAACAUGGAGCAGAGCACAUUGGACAACUACAAUCCUAAUAAGUACUUUUCGAGUAUUAUUGAGAUGGACCUGGACGGAUCUUGUUGCUCCAGCACCUUGUCUGGGCCUCCGCCAAAGAAAAAGACCGACAUUUCGUUGCUGGCAGAGAUCGCCCAGGAGCGUCUCGAACAACAAAAGGACCACCACGUUUUGCUGUGCAACCACAGCCGAAAUAAUUGCUAUAUCUUCAUCAUCCAGUAUAAUAAUUAAUAAAUCUUCCGCGCAAAUUUAAUGAA
Messenger RNA from Drosophila pseudoobscura, 1373 nucleotides. RefSeq lists its product as uncharacterized. The transcript has 4 exons. Bases 910 to 1347 code for a protein of 145 amino acids. Lineage: Eukaryota; Metazoa; Arthropoda; Insecta; Diptera; Drosophilidae. The record is from RefSeq and is a predicted model, not a curated record.